CGCGUGCGCAUAGAGUACCGCCGUUGUAAUGGCGGCUGCUGCCACGCCAGUGCUGCUGGGUCUUCGAGACGCCGAGAUGAGGGGCAACUUUGAGGAAUCCCAGGAUGGAGCUUGGGCUGUCAAUAAAAUGGGCGGCGUCCCGGAUAGCCUGCCCGAGGUCCCCGCCCCCCGGCCGGGCUGCGGGCGCUGCGGGGCCGCGAUGGCGCACGUCGUCCAGGUAUACUGCCCCCUGGAAGGCUCCCCUCACCACCGGCUGCUGCACGUGUUUGCCUGUGUCCACUCGGAUUGCGUGGGGCAGCGGUGUAGCUGGAAGGUGUUUCGCUCCCAGUUUUUGCAGAUGCAAGAAGAGUACGUACAGGGUUCCAAACUAAAGCAGAAAGAGGAAAAUAACUUUGCAGUUAAAGACUGGUGUGAAGGAGCAGAAGACUGGGGAGAUGACAGUGAAAGCGAUCUUGCACCAUGGAUUACCAAUGAUCUACUUGACUCAAAUGUAGGAGAUAAUUUUAAUGUAGAUGAAGACAGAGAAUGUAUGUCCCAACUCCAAGAACUCACACUAGAUGAAGCUUUAAGUGACUCUCAUUCCUUUGGUCAUACAAUACCAGCAGGAGAAGGACAUGUACUGCCUAGUUCAUCAGUUCCUGUGUUUAAGCCCUACUAUAUCAAUGUUGUGGAUGAGGAAGAUUAUAUUAACUUUGUUGAUACAAAUCAUGCCCAAAAACUUCUGCAAGAGUAUAGGCAAAGGGAGGGAAUUGAACUGGAACUUUUGAUAGCUCAAAGUUUCAUUUUUGACAAUGGUGAAAAAUAUGAGAAGGCUGUUUCUGAAAGUAAUGAUAAAAUAUUUUAUAAAUUUAUGAAAAGAAUAUCUGCCUGCCGUGAACAGAUUCUGAGGUAUUCUUGGAAUGGGCAGCCUCUCUUUAUAACCUGUCCUUCAUCAGAUGCUACUGAGAUUCCAUCCUGCAGUAACUGUGGGAGCUGCAGAGUAUUUGAGUUUCAGCUUAUGCCUGCAUUGGUCAGCAUGCUCAAAAAUACUCUGUUAGAUAUCUCUGUUGAAUUUGGAACAGUUUUAAUUUAUACUUGUCAGAAGAGUUGUUGGCCUACUAAUCAUCAAAAUCCAAUGGAAGAGUUUUGUAUUAUACAAGAAGAUCCAGAUCAAAUGUUAUUUAAAUAGAAUCUUUCCUUUUCAUUGUGUAAAUAAAAUUUAAUUUUUAAACUGGCAAAA
Molecule: messenger RNA, 1219 nt
Organism: Vombatus ursinus (common wombat)
Lineage: Eukaryota; Metazoa; Chordata; Mammalia; Diprotodontia; Vombatidae
Product: programmed cell death protein 2-like
Exons: 7
Coding region: 29-1168 (379 amino acids)
Cellular component (GO): cytoplasm
Source: RefSeq, a predicted model, not a curated record